Messenger RNA from Suricata suricatta (meerkat), 6630 nucleotides. It is a transcript of the gene ITGA4, whose product is annotated as integrin subunit alpha 4. The record is from RefSeq and is a predicted model, not a curated record. The transcript is spliced from 29 exons. Gene Ontology annotation, cellular component: external side of plasma membrane; integrin complex. Gene Ontology annotation, molecular function: integrin binding. Gene Ontology annotation, biological process: cell-matrix adhesion; cell-cell adhesion; integrin-mediated signaling pathway. The coding region runs from base 90 to 3305 and encodes 1071 amino acids. NCBI's taxonomy places the organism in Eukaryota, Metazoa, Chordata, Mammalia, Carnivora, Herpestidae.
GGGGCGCUCUUCCCCUUGGCCGACCGUCUCAUCCCGCGCAACUUUGGGACAGCGGCCGUUUGGUGUUGAAUGUUCUCCUCCGAGAGUGCAUGGCUGGGGAAGCGAGGUGCGGGCCGGGUCCCCGAGGGGCCGCCGUCCGGGAGGCGGUGCUGCUGCUGCUGCUGCUGUGCCUGGGCGUCCCGACAGGGCGCCCCUACAACGUGGACAUCGAGAGCGCGCUGCUCUACCAGGGCCCCCCCGACACCCUGUUCGGCUAUUCGGUGGUGCUGCACAGCCACGGGGCGAACCGAUGGCUCGUAGUGGGGGCGCCCACCGCCAGCUGGCUCGCCAACGCUUCAGUGGUCAAUCCUGGCGCGAUUUACAGAUGCAAGAUCGGAGAGAAUCCAGAUCUGACGUGCGAACAGCUCCAGCUGGGUAGCCCUACUGGAGAACCUUGUGGAAAGACUUGUCUGGAAGAAAGAGACAAUCAGUGGUUGGGGGUCACACUUUCCAGACAGCCUGGAGAAAAUGGAUCCAUCGUGGCUUGUGGGCAUAGAUGGAAAAAUAUAUUUUAUAUAAAGAAUGAAAAUAAGCUUCCCACGGGUGUUUGCUAUGGAAUGCCUUCUGAUUUACGAACAGAACUGAGCAAAAGAAUAGCUCCGUGUUAUCAAGAUUAUGUGAGAAAAUUUGGAGAAAACUUUGCAUCAUGUCAAGCUGGAAUAUCUAGUUUUUAUACUGAGGAUCUAAUUGUGAUGGGAGCCCCAGGAUCAUCUUAUUGGACUGGAUCUCUUUUUGUCUACAAUAUAACUACAAAUAAAUACAAGGCUUUUUUAGACAGAAAUAAUCAAGUAAAAUUUGGAAGUUAUUUAGGCUACUCAGUUGGAGCGGGUCAUUUUCGGAGUCCACAUACUACCGAAGUAGUUGGAGGAGCCCCUCAACAUGAACAGAUUGGUAAAGCAUACAUCUUCAGCAUCGAUGCCAAAGAACUGAACAUCUUACAUGAAAUGAAAGGUAAAAAGCUUGGCUCCUACUUUGGAGCUUCUGUCUGUGCCGUGGACCUCAACGCAGAUGGCUUCUCAGACCUGCUCGUGGGAGCUCCCAUGCAGAGCGUCAUCAGGGAGGAAGGCAGAGUGUUCGUGUACAUCAACUCUGGCUCGGGAGCAGUAAUGAAUGAAAUGGAAACAGAGCUCCUUGGAAGUGACAAAUAUGCCGCAAGAUUUGGGGAAUCUAUUGUUAAUCUUGGUGAUAUUGAUAAUGAUGGCUUUGAAGAUGUUGCGAUUGGAGCUCCGCAAGAAGAUGACUUGAGAGGUGCUAUUUAUAUUUACAACGGUCGAGCAGAUGGGGUCUCACCAACGUUCUCACAGAGAAUUGAAGGACUUCAAAUCAGCCAAUCAUUAAGUAUGUUUGGACAGUCUAUAUCUGGACAAAUUGAUGCAGAUAAUAAUGGAUAUGUAGAUGUGGCCGUUGGUGCUUUUCGGUCUGAUUCUGCUGUGUUGCUGAGGACAAGACCUGUAGUGAUUGUUGAAGCUUCUUUAAACCAUCCUGAGUCAGUAAAUAGAACAAAUUUUGACUGUGUUGAAAAUGGAUUGCCUUCUGUGUGCAUGGAUCUAACACUGUGUUUCUCGUACAAGGGCAAAGCGGUUCCAGGCUAUAUUGUUUUGUUCUAUAACAUGAGUCUGGAUGUGCACCGGAAGAUAGAAUCUCCAUCGAGAUUUUACUUUUCUUCUAAUGGAACAUCCGAUGUGAUUACAAGCAGCAUAAAAGUGUCAAACAAAGCAGCUAACUGUAGAACACAUCAAGCAUUUAUGCGGGUUAUAAAAACUUGCUCACUCACGUUAUGGACUAGGAGAUCUGUUAAUAACAGUGUCAUGGAUCUACUCAAACUGGAUAAAUACAAACCUCAGUUAUGGUUUAAGAAAGAUGUGCGGGACAUCCUCACCCCAAUUCAGAUUGAAGCUGCCUACCGCCUUGGGCAUCAUGCCAUCAGUAAACGAAGUACAGAGGAAUUCCCACCACUUCAACCAAUUCUUCAGCAGAAGAAAGAAAAAGACAUAAUUGAAAAAACAAUUAAUUUUGCAAGAUUUUGUGCCCAUGAAAAUUGUUCUGCUGACUUACAGGUUUCUGCGAGAGUUGGAUUUUUUAAGCCACAUGAAAAUAAAACCUAUCUUGCUGUUGGAAGUAUGAAGACGUUGAUGUUGAACGUGUCCUUGUUUAAUGCUGGAGAUGAUGCGUAUGAAACAACUCUGCAUGUCAGACUCCCCACCGGUCUUUACUUCAUUAAGAUUUUAGAUCUGGAAGAGAAACAAAUAAACUGCGAAGUCACAGACAGCUCUGGCUUCGUAAAACUUGACUGCAGUGUCGGUUAUAUAUACGUCGAUCACCUGUCAAGGAUAGAUGUUAGCUUUCUCCUGGAUGUGAGCUCACUCGGCAGAGCAGAGGAGGAUCUCAACAUCACCGUGCACGCCACCUGUGCAAAUGAAGGGGAAAUGGACAAUCUGAAGCGUAACAAAGUGACUUUAGCAAUACCUCUCAAGUAUGAAGUCAUGCUAACUGUUCAUGGGGUUGUAAGCCCAACUUCAUUUGUGUAUGGAUCAAAGGAAGAAAAUGAGCCUGACACGUGCAUGGCAGAGAAAAUGAACUUCACUUUUCACGUUAUCAACACUGGCCAUAGCAUGGCUCCAAAUGUUAGUAUGGAAAUAAUGGUACCAAAUUCUUUUAUCUCCCAAACUGAUAAGCUGUUCAACAUUUUAGAUGUCCAGACUACUGCUGGAGAAUGCCAUUUCAAAAAUUAUGAAAGAAAGUGUGCAUUAGAGCAGGAGAAAGGUCCAAUGGAGACCCUGAAAGACAUCUUCAGAUUCUUGUCAAAGACUGAUAAGAAGCUACUGUUCUGCAUAAAAGCUGAUCCAUACUGUUUAAGUUUUUUAUGUAAUUUUGGGACUAUGGAAAGUGGAAAGGAAGCCAGUGUUCACAUGCAGUUGGAAGGCCGCCCAUCUCUUUCAGAAAUGGAUGAGACUUCAGCACUCAUGUUUGAAAUGAGAGCAACAGCUUUUCCAGAGCCUAAUCCAAAAGUUAUUGAACUAAACAAGGAUGAAAAUGUUGCACAUGUUAUCCUUGAAGGACUACAUCAUCAAAGACCCAAACGUUACUUCACAAUAGUGAUUAUUUCAAGUAGCUUGCUACUUGGACUGAUUGUACUUUUGUUGAUUUCGUAUGUUAUGUGGAAGGUUGGCUUCUUUAAAAGACAGUACAAAUCUAUCCUACAAGAAGAAAACAGAAGAGACAGUUGGAGUUAUGUUAACAGCAAAAGCAAUGAUAAUGAUCAAUAACGUCUUUCAAAUUGAGAGGACAACAGACUCAGGUUAAUCAAAGAAAUUUAAGACAUUGUUUACAACUCUGACUUCUCAGAUUUCUUCUAUGUGAUUCUUUUACUCAUGACCUUGUGACAUACUGGGUUUCCAUGCAAUGAUUACUCUUCAAGAGGAAAAUAACUGCAAAGGGAAUAUUUAAUAUAUCCAAAGAGAAUCUCUCAGCUUUUAAAUGGAUAGAAAAACACUAAGGCUUUCAAUUUAUUCAAGGUAAGUAAUCCCUCGAAGAUACUGCAUCUGAAUUCAAUCAUAUUGAGGAAGUAAACAACUCAUUUGGAGAAGUCUUGGACUUGAAAUAUCAUUCCUUUAAAAGAAAUUAUUUACCAUAUGUGUGUGCUUCAGUAAAACCAAUUCCGUAUCUCAGUAAUGAUUCAUUUCUAAUAGAUUUUCUGAGACUUGUUUGAAAAAUCCUGCUAAAUAUCUUCUAAGAACAGAUUUCCAAGAGCUGUUCCUAAAUUUUUGAAUGAAUAAAAGAAGACCACUAAUGUUUUAAAGUGGAUUUUAUCUUUAAAGACCUUUAUUUGUAAUGCAUUCAUGAUGGGCUCUGAACAACCAUUUAUUCAGCAGACUACACAGGAUUAUGGGCCUGAUGAGCAGACUUCAGAAUGAACUUAUACACUGGUUUGAGCUUAAUAAGAUGACUUCUGGAUAAUCGUUUAUACAGCUAUGGAUUUUUUUUUUCUCUGUAUAUACACAUAAGUUUUUAAAAGAAUAUAUGUUUAUAAAAGUAUAAAUCUGCUAGUCCUCUUAGAACACAUUUUUAUUAUGGGUACCUAGGAGUAAAUUUCUAAAAUCCAUUUUUAGUGAAAAUUUUUUUGCUAAUGAAAACAGAGCUUAAAAAUUCUAAUUUAUAUUCUGAAACAGAUUGUGAAUGUUGCACUUUAGCUGAUAUCUCAAAUAUUAAUACACUGAUAUAUGUAAAAUAUGGAAACUGUGCCUCACUAAUGACUCUUAAAAAUCAAAACUCUACAAAAAGCCUGAUUAGAGGCCAGUAUUUCAUACAAAUUAGAUACUGUGUAAAAUAUGGACUAUCAAAUUAAGCAAAUGUACCUCCUUGUUUAGAUGUUACUCUUUCUCUUCAAGUAGAUGUAUUAAAUGUUUUUAUCAGGUCUAUAAGAGCAUUCUCUUCUGCAUGGAACUAGAGAAACAAAACUUAGAAAUUUAACUUUACCGAUUUAGCUUGUUUUCAGUGAAUAUAAAUGUGACAUGAAUUCCAUGAUAGAGGUUUUAGUGGUAAGUAGAAUAUUGCCUUUUCAUUUGUAGAUACAAUCCUUUUUUGUAAUAGUCAUGCGUAUGAACUAGAUGCUGAUAGCUGACUAUAAUUUCAACUGAAUUUAUUUAUUUAUUCUCUGUCUUUAUAAUCUCUGUAUAAGGAAGCUGUGGCCAAAUUUUGAAAAUCUGUUAUUGGAAGUGAUCAUGUAGACUUCCCUCUAAUUUAUCUAUUAGGGGAAAAAAAUCUCUUUAGCUGAAGCCCCUGCCACCAGCUGUCUUUCUCAGACAGCUGAAAUUCCUAGAAGUUAUCCAUUCACAAGCCCUCCUUCUGUAAUUGCUGGCCCCAGAGAGGUUAUGGAAAGCAUUCAAGGAGUGAAACCCAGUCACCCAGAGCAGGAAGCCUCCUGAACUGUCCACUGGUAGUAAGCUUAAAAAAGUAGCUUUUAAAACUAUUAUAUAAGCAAAAGAUCUGUUUUUUCAUUAUAUAAAAAGCAAAUUCUUUCAGAAGAAUCUGGGAUCAGUGGUGGAGGAUGAUCCCUGAGGCCAUUCAAAUUUGGCUCAUUAUUCAGACAUGAUAGCAUUUUGGGUAUUACUGAGUACGCUGAAACCAGUGUGCUAUGAUUGGUAUUUUGUGUGGUUUAAAAUUUGUUACAAACUUGAGCCUGUAUUACCAAUUUUAAAUCACUAUAAAGAAAAUGAACAGUUUUCAACUUUCAGGGAAUAUGUCACAAAAUUGGUACCAUAACAACUGAAUUUUUUUUUUCUUUUGGCAAAAAAAUCUAGAUUAGCACCUCAUCAGGGUGUCCUUAUGUGACGUUCUGUCCACCUGUACCAGACUAUAGGAAACCUCAUGUCAGGACUGAUGGACUCAAAUCCUGAAAAGUUAAAACAAUCAUCCUGAAAGAUCAGUAACUCCAAAGUAAAAUAAUUUAGAUGCUUUAAGCAUAUGAAAUAGUUUCCAUUCUAAUACUUUCCAAAACCCAGAAUUUAAAUGGUUAUAUUUCCUAUCUUAAUUUUUUAAGCUCUAGAAGCUAAUUUUUGGUAACAAAAAUUAGCAAUUUUCAUUUUAAAAAAUAAGAAUUGGGUUUCCUAUUAGCAUGUUUUAAAAAUGGCCACAUUCCUUCACAUUAAAAUUCUAUUUUGUACAUUUAUAAACAAUUGCAGUUAACUUUGGAAUCAUUCAUUUCUUCCAUGCUUCCUCCAUAAAGAUUGAUAAGUCUUGGGUGUAAUCUGUAAAAAAGAUAUGUGUAAUCAUGUCAUCAACCUGUCAUUGUUAUCUUUCACACAUAUACCUAUUGAGUAUGGUACCUAAUACCCAAUCACAUCUACUGCGAGCUAACAAGCAUACAUUUGUGAAAGAGCUGCACUGUUGUAAAUGCAGGCCCUGAUAACUCAGCACCAGUAAUUCGUGUAAAGUCCAGGCAUUGUGCCGCUAGAAAGCUCACAGCUAGUGAGGUGCUCCUGCAUACUUCUCUUACCCGUUGAGUCAUAGUGCUUACCAACACUGAGUUUGCAUAGUCUUAAACUUGUUUCUGCCAGUUGUUACUUUACUUACAUAGUAUGUACAAUUGUUUCUGCCUCAAGUAAGUUGAAUACUUUGGAAAGACUGGAAAUUUCAAACGUAAAUUGUAAUUCUGCCUUCUCUGUACAGUUUAGGGUGAAUGAGAAUUCAGAAUGCCAAUAUAGAGACUCAUAAAAUGUGGCUGAGUGUACAUAACAACCGAAUAAGUGUAAAGUUAUUUAUUAAAAUUGUACCUCGGUCUUUAUGCUUCCCUGACUAAUUUAAAAAAAUAUCUAGUCGUGACAACAAGGCUUCAACUAUACCUAGUUGUGUGUCUACUGGUGGACAUUUAAGGUGGGAAAAUAAUUACACUUACUUAACAUGGACCUCUGAUGCAACUUCCACUAAAUCACCGUCAACAUUCCAAGGGAAACUGUUUUCUGAAGCAGUUGCUUGCCAUUCGUUCUCCUCCAGACUAGGUGUGCUAUUAGUCCUCGGGCGGAUUUUAACCUCUUCAACAGUGUAAGUCUCAACAAAUGGAAAAUUGAACUAAAUAAAACAAAUGGAAAUCAU